GGGAAGAGAGGGAGGAAGGUGUGUUGACAUCUCCGGAGUCCACAUCAGGGCCACAGACGGUUUUCAGCUCUUCGUCUGUCGACUUAAAUCCUCCCAGCGUCCCUCUGUGACUCCUGAAGCUCCCCGGAGCUUUCAAGGUAUGGGACAUGGCAGCGACUGAAACGCAGCUGAUGUUGAGCGUCGGGCUAAUCGAGAAAGAUGUGAACGGAGACACGCUGUGGGUGUGGUGCUACCCGUCAGUGGGCUCUGACAUGAGGCAGGUCCUGCUCAGGAAGUGCUGUCUGACACAGGAUGGCCGGGACUUCCACACCUUUGUCUUUGGCCAGUUUAGUCGUACCUGGUACUACAUCAGCACGGUGGAGGUGCAGGAACCCACUGCCCUGAACAAGGUCACUCAUUUUUCAAUAGUUGUGACAGCAAAAGACUUCAACCCUGAGAAGUACGCUGCGCUCAGCCGGAUCCUCUGCAGGAUGUACGUCAAACACGGCAGCCCGGUGAAGAUGAUGGAGGCCUACAUCACCGUCCUCACCAAGGGAAUCUGUCAGAGCGACGAGAACGGCUCCUUCCUCAUCAAGGACUACGACGUCCGGAAGGCGUACCUGGCAGGGUCCAUCAAAGACGUGGUGUCUCAGUUCGGGAUGGAGACCAUCAUCCUGUACACGGCGCUGCUGCUGAAGAAGCGGGUGGUGGUGCACCACCCUCGGAUCGAGGCCUUGCUGGAGUUCACUCGAGUGCUGCCGGCUCUGACGUGGCACAGGAAGGACUGGUCCAUCCUGCACCCGUACGUGCACCUGGCUGACGCCGAGCUGGAGGACCUGAAGAAGUGUCCCGCGUACGUCGCCGGGUUCGUGGAUCCGGAAGUGAGCAACAGAUCGGACUUGUUCGACGUGUUCGUGAACCUCCCGGAAAGCGUCAUCACGGUAUCCCAGAGCGCCAAAGAGGCCAUGGCGAUGGGGAAGCUGCACAAGGACAUCGGUCAGCUGAUCGUCCAGUCGGCCGAGGACGCCGAGCGCUCCGACAGUCAGGUCAUCAAGGACAUUUCUGUCAAGACCAGAGAGCUCAUCUCCAGCCUGGUGACGCUGGCCGAUGAGGGCCAGGACUCCAAGAUCACGCUGGAGGGCCUGAAGCAGCGCCACUUCCCCCCGGCCACCGAGAACUUCCUCUUUCAUUUGGCGGCCGCCGAGCAGCUCCUACGGAUAUGAACUCUGGUUUUCUACUGAGGCCGUGCAGCCGAGAUGAGCGUCGGUCUGUCCGCUGAAAUCCUGACGCGAGGAGCAGAAGUCUGAGCAGCAUCUCAUUUUUAAUACAAACUGUCAAUAUGCAACGUUUUCCCAGAAUCAAACACACCACAGAGAUCGAUUUUUCAUCAGAAGCACGUCAGAAAACACACUUCCUGUGGAGCGCCAGUGUAAACAUGCUUGAAUCCUCCCCUGGCAGACGGCUGAGACGGGUUUAAUAAGCGGAUAAAAUGUUUCAGACAGGAUGAGGUUCAGGUCUGAACGGUGGGAUCAGUGGUUCAGAACUCAGCUUUGGAUACACAUUUCAUUUAUGCACAAAAUGCGGCAGGUUUUUAUUCUUUUCUCAGUUUUAUCUGCGACUUUGAUUCCAAAUUGUUUAAUCUAAGCCUAUGGAUUCAUACUUAGUUGAUUCCUUAAAAGUUAAAAAGUCAGUCAGUUUGAGUUCCGGAGAUGGUUUCUUUGUUUCACCGACGCUUCCUCAGUGGAAAGCCCUGUGUUCCCUUUAAACGCCGCCAUGUUUGUAAGGAGGAUGCAUUUGCGGGAUGAGCGGCAGAGCCGACGUUGUUACACCCCAGAUGGUUUGGUUUCCCUGGAUUUCGCUCGUCUUUUAUUGGUGCUUCUCAAAUUCUGCCGCUCAUCCCUCAAAUGCACGUGCCUUACAAAUACGGACAUAAACAGACUCCUCAGUAUUAUGAGAGUUAUUGUCAAAUGAGAUUAUUACAACAAAGAAACAAUCCACCAAACACCAAUUUCUGACUUCAUGUUUCUUAGUUUACAUACUGAAAGAAGCACAUUAGCUCUUUUCCCAUUUCCAGAUGCUCAUGGACAAAACUCCAUUUUCAAACUGAUCUACGCACUUUUUUUUUUUUUUUUCUUUUUGGCAACUGCAGAGUAAGCACAGUGAGUCCAGAUCAGAUCUCUGUGGAAAACAGCAUUUGGUCUCUUCAAGCUGCUUCUCGACAGUUGUUAUCUUGCAGCGUGAUCCUGUGGAGACAAUGCUCAGCUGCUGCUGCUGCUGCUGAUUAAUUAAUUCCCCAUUAACUGUUCGGUGUAGUCCUCGCAUCACUGCUCGAGUGAAAUUGCACCGUUCUGUUUAUUUUGUAUUUUACUAAUAUCUAAUAUUGCCUCACAACAAGCAGAUGAAGCUUGUCAGCCUUCAUGUUGUCAGAGAUUUUUAUUGCAUUAACCGUUUUUUUUUUUUUAACUCCAUUACUCU
Molecule: messenger RNA, 2454 nt
Organism: Salarias fasciatus (jewelled blenny)
Lineage: Eukaryota; Metazoa; Chordata; Actinopteri; Blenniiformes; Blenniidae
Gene: dennd10
Product: DENN domain containing 10
Exons: 10
Coding region: 147-1202 (351 amino acids)
Biological process (GO): protein transport; regulation of early endosome to late endosome transport
Cellular component (GO): late endosome
Molecular function (GO): guanyl-nucleotide exchange factor activity; small GTPase binding
Source: RefSeq, a predicted model, not a curated record